This is a messenger RNA of Cyphellophora europaea CBS 101466, 495 nucleotides long. RefSeq lists its product as uncharacterized. Bases 1 to 495 code for a protein of 164 amino acids. NCBI's taxonomy places the organism in Eukaryota, Fungi, Ascomycota, Eurotiomycetes, Chaetothyriales, Cyphellophoraceae. The record is from RefSeq and is a predicted model, not a curated record. The transcript is spliced from 2 exons.
AUGGACUCCCAAUCAUUCUACGCCUACGCAUCCUCUGCAUGGCUCGCACUUCAAUCAAUGCCUCUGCUCCUAACGCCGAAACUCAUCGUUGCAUUACUUGCACCGGAUAAUCAUGUCACCACGGAGCCCGAGCUCUACUUCUGCCGCUUCUUGGCUCUAUCCCAGCUCAGCCUCGUUGCGUUCACCCUACUAUCCAGUCAAUCGCCAUACCCAUUGACAGGCUACCACGUUUCGUCCUUUAUCUACAUCUAUAUUUACUACACGACCUUAACCAGUCGCCUGGGCGAAACCCCGACAAAUACCACUGGUCUCAUCCUGGGCCUCAUAGGCUAUGGCUUCCUGUGCUCCGUUGGCAUCUGGGUAAUUGUCUUCUCGGGUGCCGCCAGCCAUGUGAGCAAACGAACGGGUGCCGAUAAGCGGACUAGUGGCUGGCCUUUUGGCAAUGUCAAUGCUUAUAACCCCAAGGUCGACCGGAAAAUGGGGAAGCAAGGUUAA